Gambusia affinis (western mosquitofish) is the source of this 8854-nucleotide messenger RNA. RefSeq names its product multiple C2 domains, transmembrane 1a (gene mctp1a). The transcript has 22 exons. Gene Ontology annotation, cellular component: synaptic vesicle membrane. Gene Ontology annotation, molecular function: calcium ion binding. NCBI's taxonomy places the organism in Eukaryota, Metazoa, Chordata, Actinopteri, Cyprinodontiformes, Poeciliidae. The record is from RefSeq and is a predicted model, not a curated record. The coding region runs from base 1477 to 4233 and encodes 918 amino acids. Gene Ontology annotation, biological process: regulation of neurotransmitter secretion.
UAAUGUGCACAAAACAAUAUGACAUUAAAAAGGACGAGUCUUUCUUAGUGAUUCUAGACACUAAGCGAGUGCAAGCCACUAUGCUGUGCAUAGUGGCUUGCAAAAAUACCAAUUCCUCUUUGGGUUUUCUGUGGUAGAGCAAGACAAAGCAACACAUAAUGGAAGAAAAAGCAGUAAGAAGGCUUAAUUUGUAUUUAGCCCCCUUCAUUAUAAAACCUCACAAUCCAGUGCAACCAGGAGUCAACUAAGUUAUAGAUUCCACCUGUGUGUAAUUUAAUCUCUGCAUAAAGCUUUUCACAUUAGUGGACAAACAGCAACAUGAAGACCAAGAAACACAGCAGGCAGGUGGUAAUAUAUUUAGAUGUUCUUAUUGAGGAGGAUCCAAAUAAUGAUCCAGUUGAUACUUGCAUUAAUAUUAAUUUCCUUCAGUAUUUAUCUGGAGGAUAAACCCCUUCAGUUGGUUCUCUGAGCUUUCUUGCUAUCUUGCUGCAAUGUGUUAGUUCUUUCUGCUUUUGGUGUCUAUUAUUCUGCUAAAUAAUGAAAAGAGCAAACAUGACCCUGCUUUUUUGUUUGAGCAGGUGUGGAAAAGCUAAACGUAGCUAGCAAGAGACUGCAAAUACUGGCGACUACUUAACGGAAACGCAAAAACUGAGAGCCAGAGCGACAGGUUUAGAUUAAGGGCUUUGCUAAGUACAAAGGCAUGCCACACCUUUCAGAUUUCAUUUUUUUUCUUUACUUUUUAAAAAAAAUAAAUUUUGAAGACUGUCUAUCAUUUCACUUCCACUUCAAAACUGCACUAUUCUGUGUUGACCACAAAACCCCACAAUUUUUAUUCCUGUGACAAAAUGUAGAAAACUUUAGCAAGAUUAUGACUUUCUGAGGUAAAUAAAAGCAUAAUCACCACUAUUUAUCUGGUGUGUGUCAAACGUUCAAGAGGAAGGGACGAUGAAGGUUUUUUAAAAGAAAAUCAAAAGCUUCUCCACAAAGUAUUAGGGGUUGUGUUUCAAAAUCGUCAGCAUACAGAUGACCAAGUCAAGAGGUUUGGCCAGAGGGAGGCGCACUGCCUAUAUUUGAAUAGGCUACAACAAUUAAGCAAGCUGGUCUAACUAUUUCUGAUUAAACACUAGGGAGAGAGGAGAGAGAAACCCAUAGCCAAACGCCGACAGGUUUAAAAAAAAAAAUCCUGUAGUGCGUUUCUAACUUUACAACCGAGGAGAUAACUUGUAUAUAGACUGAAAUAGCCUGUUUGUUGCGUUUAUAGCCGCUGUGUGACAUAAUAAUUUUCAAAGUCUGCAUAGUCUUUCUGCAAGGUUCCCCGUUGGACUAGCGGCCGCUUCAUCAUCACGGCGUGCGUCUCCCUCUCGGCGCUCUAAACUCAUUAUCGGCUGAAGCGCACACAAGCAGCAACCCGGCUGUGACACCCGUCCGAUCCAGCUACAGACUGUGCUCAGGCUGGGUGGCUGCUGCACUGGCACCAUGGAGCAAAAAUCACCCAAACCCGGAGGCUCCGGCCGGGGCCAGGAGUCCAUGUCCUACCAGCGGAGGAUGUGGAAGAAUUUCCAGGAGAAAACCAAGCCGUGGCUCAGUCCCAAGCUGGGCUCGGAGCGCCGCGGAGCCGGAGGUGGCGCGGAGGGCACCAAGAAGGAGUCCGGCUUGUGGAUGUUCAAGAGGAAAAAGAAACAGCUGGACCGGGUGUUUUCGUCAUCGCAGCCGAACUUAUGCUGCUCCACUUCGGCGCCUUUUGAAGGAGACAAGCUCGCCGCUGGCGGAGGCGACGCGACCUCAGAGAUGAGCUCCGACUGUCAGGCUCUGGGGACAGGCAGCAAACCGGAGCUGACGGCCCACGGGAGCCCCAAACUCCCCGUGUCCCAGCUGAUGAUGUACCAGCAGAAGAGCUCCUCUCUCGGUUCGGCGUGCUUCGAGAAGCUGGUGGUGGAUCCCACCGCGGAGCCCGGAGGAGAGGAAGAGCAGCUGCGUAAAAACGCAAGUGAUUCUGGCAUCAACAUUGUUGGACCUAGUAAUGCAGAGUCUCAGCCUCUUCUGCCUUGUCCAGCCAUGUACCAAUUGGAUAUUGUUUUGAAGAAAGGGAAAAAUCUCGCCAUUCGUGACCGAACAGGGACCAGUGACCCAUAUGUGAAGUUUAAAAUCGGAGGGAAGGAAGUGUUCAGAAGCAAGACGAUCCACAAAAAUUUAAACCCAGUGUGGGAUGAGAGAGUUAUCCUUUUGGUGGAAAGUCUCAGGGAGCCUCUGUAUGUCAAGGUGUUUGACUAUGACUUUGGACUUCAGGAUGAUUUCAUGGGCUCAGCAUAUCUACACCUGGAGUCACUGGAACAUCAAAGGACGCUGGAUGUGACUCUGGACCUGAAGGACCCACAGUACCCUGAGCAUGACCUGGGUAGCCUGGAACUCACCGUCACUCUGUCACCAAAGGAAGGAGACAUAAGGGAUGCUACCAUGCUUUUGAGAAGAAACUGGAAACGGUCUAGUAAGUAUCAGAGUAUGAGGCUCUCGGAUGUGUACAGGAAACCCCAGCUCUGGCGAGGUAUCGUCAGCGUCAGUCUAAUCGAAGGUCGCAACCUGCAGCCCAUGGACACCAACGGCUUCAGUGACCCUUAUGUCAAGUUCCGGAUGGGUCAUCAAAAAUACAAGAGCAAGACAAUUCCCAAAACACUAAACCCGCAAUGGAGAGAGCAGUUUGAUUUCCACCUGUAUGAAGAGCAGGGAGGCCACGUGGACAUCACAGUCUGGGACAAAGAUGCUGGCAAGAAGGAUGACUUCAUGGGCAGGUGUACUAUCGACCUGUCACUUCUCAGUAAAGAACAAACUCACAAGCUGGACUUGCAGCUGGAGGAAGGAGAAGGUGUCCUGGUGCUGCUGGUCACACUCACUGCAUCGGCCGCGGUUUCAAUCUCAGAUCUGUCCGUCAACAUGUUGGAUGAUCCACAUGAAAGGCGCCAGAUUAUGCAAAGAUAUAGCCUCUGGAGGUCGCUUCGCAACUUGAAAGAUGUCGGCGUGGUGCAAGUGAAGGUCAUCAAAGCUGAGGGACUCAUGGCGGCAGAUGUCACAGGUAAAAGCGAUCCUUUUUGUGUGGUGGAGCUGAGCAAUGAUCGACUACAGACACACACCGUCUACAAAAAUCUAAACCCAGAGUGGAACAAGGUCUUCACUUUCAACGUCAAGGACAUCCACUCAGUGCUUGAGGUUACCGUUUACGACGAGGACCAGGACAGAAGUGCAGACUUCCUUGGGAAAGUAGCUAUCCCUUUGCUAAAUAUCCAAAAUGGAGAACGCAAAGCCUACGUCUUGAAAAGCAAGGAGCUGACAGGGCCAACAAAAGGGGUCAUCUUUCUCGAAAUAGACGUGAUUUUUAAUGCUGUGAAGGCUGGUCUCAGGACGUUGACUCCCGUCGAACAAAAGUACAUCGAGGAGGAGCCUAAAGUGUCCAAACAGAUGCUUUUGCGCAACUUCAACCGAGUCAGACGCUGCAUCAUGUUCCUGAUCAACACAGGCUGCUACAUCAACAGCUGCUUCGAAUGGGAUUCUCCGCAGAGAAGCAUCUGUGCUUUUGUGAUUUUCACCAUUGUUGUCUGGAACUUUGAUCUUUAUAUGAUUCCUCUGGCUUUGCUUCUGCCGUUGGCCUGGAACUACAUUCUCAUCGCGUCGGGGAAGGAUACGAGGCAAGAUGUCCAAGCUGUGGAGGACCUGCUGGAAGAUGAGGAUGAGGAUUUUGACAAAGAUGACAAGGACCCUAAACAAGGCCCCUGGGAGGACAGCCAUGAUAAAAACCAUAUCCUCGAGGAUAUAUUGGCUUCCUGGCACUUUGAGUGGAUACGAGUGAUGGUGGACUCGGAGAGAAAGGGCUUCAUGAACAAGCUUUAUGCCAUCCAGGACGUGUGCAUCAGCGUGCAGAAUGCACUGGAUGAAGUGGCCUCCUACGGCGAGAGGAUAAAGAACACAUUUAACUGGACUGUGCCUUUCUUAAGCUGGUUAGUGAUCGUAGCUCUCGUUUUGGCCACAAUCAUAAUCUACUUCAUUCCACUGCGGUUCAUCGUGCUGGCCUGGGGGGUUAACAAGUUCACAAAGAAACUGCGGGAUCCUUACACCAUUGACAACAACGAGCUGCUGGACUUUCUUUCCAGAGUGCCCUCAGAUGUGCAAGUGGUGCAGUACCAACAGCUGAAACUGGAUCCCAAUCCCAGUCCAAAUAAAAGGAAGAAAAACAACCCCGGGUAGAUCACUGCGUCCGCCCACGGACUCCUCUCUCCUUCAUUUCUUCUCCUGCUGGUUGGAUGCUGGACGCUGAGAAGCAAAGCCUGGGCUGAACCGUCCUUCUUCUAUUUAUAUCCUGGUUUAUUUUGUUAAACUUCAUUUCUCCCUUCAGUAGGCUUUACACUUUCUCUAAAUAUAAUUUUAUAUGAGCAAAGACUUCAAGAGACCUAUAACACAUUAUUAUUAUUAUUAUUAUUAUUAUUAUUAUUAUUAUUAUUAUUAUUAUUAUUAUUAUUAUUAUUAUUAUUAUUAUUAUUAUUGUAUUGUACACAUUAUGUAUUGAGUGAUUUUUAUAUCAGCCAUGUGAGCCGCUGUGUCCUUGCCUCUGGGAGUGUGUGUUCUUGCCACAGUAGUCAAACAGCUACAGUUAAAUUAUUUGUAGAUAAUUGAUACUGUUUAGAUGAAGAUAAAUAUGAAUCCAGGCCUUAAACGAUCAUUCUCGACAUUUCUUUAGCUUGUACUAUAUAGCUUUGAAACACUUUUGGUAAAAUGUUUCUAUUUUCUAAUUGUUUUUGAUACUAUUACAUUCUUAUUUUUUUUUCUCCUCUUGAAUGUUUUGCUGAUUUUAUGUUUUGCUGGCAGUAAUUUGGGUUGUUGCUGUCUAAAGUAGCAAGCUGAUUUCGUCUGUAGGCUCCAGACAUGUUUUUUUUUUGUUUUGUUUUUUUUUACAAACAAGUGCGUCUCGGUAGAUUAAAAUAUUAUUAAAAUGUUGGCUGGAUCGAGAGCCCUGAGAGCCACCGUGCACAGAUGCAUCCAGGAUAUGGUCACCCUGUGUGUUAAGCCACUCCAGAACCAGAGACAAUGUCAGAAGCGUCUUACCUUGAUGAAGAAAUCAAACGACUGGACUGUUGCUGAGUGUGGGCUGCAGAUUUCUUCUUAGAUGGGGGCACAUUAAAUGGGUUUUAAGUCAGUAGUCAGUAGGACUCGGUAGCAGCCUACACUGCCAAAAGUACCAAUACCUGCUUUAAUAACCACGGUAUCACUGUGCUCGAUCUGUCAGCAAAUUUGCCGGACCCUUUCGACAAUCUAUGAAGAGACUCCAGAUCCAACAGUUUAAGCUGAAGGGUAUUACAGUAUCAACUUUUUUGUAAUUAGUCUUCUAUAACUUUUUAAACCGAACCAAGAAAUAUUUUACUGUAGGUAAUGAACUUGGAACUAUUUGCCAUUAGGAGCCUAAAAUACUGCAAUAAAAUAACAUAAGUUUUAACAACAUAAUAUUCCAAUUUAUCGAGAUGCAACUGUGAAAACAAAUCUGGACCAACAGGCCGUGAGUUCCUUCUUUAGUCACUAAACCAAUGAGUAGGAACAAAGUUGAGUAUAAGAUCAUUUGGCGCAUUGGAUCUCUAGAAAGCGUGCAAUUUAACCCUGUCAGCGUCAUCAGUCAGUACAACACCAUCUCAGUGAGGAGGCGCUUGCAGACUGGGCCUGCUGUCGCUGUGCUUAUAUAGAUGUCACCCGGUCUAUGCAGAGUGUCAUCGAGCAGGCAGGCAGGCCUUUAGGCAGGCACAGCCCUAAUCUUGUUUGAAAGGCCGGUCUCUUUCCCUCUCAUCUCCCUGUGUGUUUGCCUUGGCGGCCACACAUGAAAGCGUUUACACGCGAGGCGCACUUCUACAGCACGGGCACGCAUGCAGACACAAAGAGCCUCAGCCUCUCGUUCUCCCUCUCAGGAGGGAAGAGAGAAAGAACGCAUCUCUGGUAGGAAGUCUUGCACACAGAACUACUUGCUCGCAGAUUAAAAAAAACAGUGUCAUAUUUGCAGAGGAACAGUUUCUCCCUAUCAACCAAGCAUACACACGCACACACACACACACACCCCCACACGCGGCACGCAAACACACAAGCAGACAUGCAAACAUGCUCUCUAUGAUGCUGCGCCCCGGGCUGGCCGCCCUCUCCAUCUGCCCCACCUCCUGUGCCCACAGCUCAACUUUGAUCAGCCCUUCCAGAGACACGGGCGCGUAUGUGCGCACUGUGUCUUUACAGAGGAGUGUUUGCAUAUACACGUUUAUGCAAUCAAAGAUUCUCUCAGCGUCAGUGUGUGGUACAAUUGCAUCUCCCCUCCAGCUCUAGACUGACACUCAGAUUCGGUGUGUGUGGGAGUGUGCGUGUGUGCUGCAGCGGAGGCACCAGCUGUUUUUCGGCGUUGACUUUGUGGAGAUGCUUGAUGAGCAGCAAGUCAUUGUGUGACAAGACAAGGCUCUGAGGGGACUUAGGCCUGAGAUGUCAGAGAUGGAGGAAUAUUUGCGUGUGUCGGCGUGUGUGUGCAAGUAUUUUAUCCUAUUUCAAAACACACUUCCCGUCAUGCUUUCCCCGUUUGCUCUCUCUGCGGUUUCCUCAUUCGUCAGUAAGCAGGGUUGCGACCCUGUCUGAAGGGAUGGUCUCUUGGGCUUCUUGUAGAGCUUCUCUUGAAAGAUCACAGCACAGGCUAUGUUUGAGGAGGUCCUGUCUUAUCCUAUUGAUCCCUGCCUCCAUUUCCCACUGCCUCCACUUCUUUGUCUGACUGUCUUUAAGUCUGUAAAACCCCGGCUCACUGCAUCUAGUGUCGUCUUCUCCCCUCAUCUGUCUGUCUCUGUGCCGCCGCCUUCCACCCUUUGAAGCUGCGCUCUACUUCAUGAGUUUGUUUCCAUUCUCCGAUAAAUGAUUUUACCGUCUGAUCCAUUUGGGAAACGGUAAUAAACUUUUCUUCGAGCAUUGCCACAAACUUGUUACCCGAGGGAAUGGCGUUUUUUGUUUUGGCCGAUGAAGUGCUUGAAUACUUGACACUUGUUUUUACUGCAACAGCGCCUGCACCUUUUGUCGACACCCCUAGUACUGAGUAUAAAAAGCCUUAAUUUUUUUUUGUGCAACAGGAUAUUCUCACAUAGGAAAAAAAAAAAUCUUUAGUGGGGAAAAUGCUAUAUUAAGAAAUCAGCACCUACUCUAACAGUUCCUAGAAAACAGAUGUACCUAAACCAUUUUUAAAACAUAUAUUUAUAUGUUUUCAAUUGAUCAGAGAUUCUAAGAAACCCUACUUUAGUAAUUGAUCACUUGCUGUUUUCUGGGGCAUAACUAUGACAUGUCAUAUUUUGUCAAUGCUACAAAAACAGAAAAAUCAAGACAACAUGCCUUGUAUGUAAGACAGAUAUAAGUUGAUCUCCACAAGGUCGAAGUUUAAAGUGUUGACCAAUUGAAUGGUUUUGUUUAUUUUCCAAUUUUCCAUGCUUGUCUGUUGCAGAAAUCAGGAGUUACCUGAGAAAUCAACAGUAAGAAAUUCAAUACGGAGCUUCUUUAAAAAAAAACCCCCCAAAAAAAAACCCACACACACCAACAAAAAUAACAAAAAACAUGGUGAUAAAUGAAUCACUGUAUGUCUCCAGGCCCAUUUUCAGACUUGAGUAAAUUUUUAGGAUAAAUUCUAACCAAAUAUACCUGAAUUUUGUCUAAUACCUUUUAUCACUUUAUGCACAGGAGACUCUGACUCUGGACACAUUCUCAGAAGUUUUAAUUACUUUUACUUGGAGAAUGUAUAAUAAAAACAUGAUCACCCAUUUAAAUGUUGUUUAGUGCUUUAGUGGGGAAAAUGCCUUUUAUGUACCCAGCUGCAUAACCCAAUAAUAUUACAAGCCAGCAUGGAUAGAAAAGCUGAGUUAAGUUUGUAUUCGGUUAUUUAGAUCGUAGAUUUCAUUGUUAAUGCCUCCCCUGACUGACAGAGCUUUAAUUAUUGUCACAACCUGUUUGGUUUCUUAAUACAUUAUGCUCACAUCAACCUGCAGCCAUUAAAAAAUAGUUUCUCCAAUUUUGUAGUUUUCAUUUGCCGCUUUAAUGUGUUGUCCUGUUUCUUAAAGUAUUUGUACCUGUGUUCCCAAUUACUUUGCCAUUUGUGAGUUUACAAAAAUUAUUUCUUAGCCACACUAAAUAAAAGUAGUAAAAUUUAAGGUUGGAUUUAAAAAAAAAUAUUUUUAUUGUUAGAAAAUGCUGUUGCUGCAAUAGAGAGAAAAAAAAAAAAUCAGGCUUUUUUUUUUCAAAUCUUCACUUGGGGUAUCAACAGUUCAUGACUGUGUGUUGCAGAUUUGUGAGUGUUGUGUGGUAAUGCAUCCAAAUGUCCCUUUUUGUUUCGUUUACGGUUUUGGCUGCGUUUACCAGCAAACCAAAGUGUGAUUUUUGUAUCACGUAGAGUAAAAAUGUAUAAGAAGAAUGUACUGGGCUGAUAGCUGUCAAAGAAAGAGAAGCACUUUUAUUUGAAUGAGACUAUUUAUUUUUAAAAGAAUACUGUACAUAGCUAACUGAUUAAUGUGUGGUUCUAUUUUAUACAGUAUGCCUGUUGAUGUUCUGGUAAUAAUACUGUAAAGUGGGUGUAUUGCCUGCCUUGAUUUUUAUUAUUAUUUUUUUUUAUAUUUGUCUUGUCUGCCUGCAAAAUCUUCUGCUUGUGACAUCAUCUCUGUGUGUCUCUUUACAACCACCAGGAUUUACAGACAUGACAGCUGGAAGGAAGGGCAUGAUAUGUUGUAUACCUCUAAUUUAAGUAACGGUAAUCAUCUGAUAAAUGUGGCUUAUUUUGGGUCAAAAAUAGUGAAACGAACACUUUCAAUUAAAUAUUUUUUAGCAA